Drosophila busckii is the source of this 1085-nucleotide messenger RNA. Its product is annotated as parkin coregulated gene protein homolog. The record is from RefSeq and is a predicted model, not a curated record. Lineage: Eukaryota; Metazoa; Arthropoda; Insecta; Diptera; Drosophilidae. Gene Ontology annotation, molecular function: Hsp90 protein binding; Hsp70 protein binding. The transcript has 3 exons. The coding region runs from base 159 to 980 and encodes 273 amino acids.
CAUUGAAAUUAAAACAUUUUGGUCGCAUUCCCUUGAAGGUCUCUCUCAGUAUCGAAAGUGUGUGCUUAAUCGUUAGUAGCUGCGAUACAGUACAAAAAAAUAUUUUUGUGUUUCAUAUUUUUUUAUACAUUUAAUUUGAUUUGCUUUGAGUGCUCGAUAUGAACGCAAGCAAACAUUGUCCAGAUCUGCACGAGCGUGCAAAGCGCAUCCAUGAGCCCGGCAAGGUAUGCCGGGAGAUGCUCUAUCUGCGCUCCAAGCGCGUGCUGCGAGAGGUGCCAGCGUUUACCUACCAGGCGCUGCAGAGGGGCACGGUAGUGAAGCCGCCGACCAAAAUCGACAUAUUCAAGCGCCAGCCUGUGAAGGAGACUGUGUUUAAGAUUUACUUUAUGCGUGGCGAUAUACCGGUGGCGCUGUCGGGACGCAGCAAUAAGCAGGAUCCGACCAAGGAUCGUCCGUUGCGCUGGCAUUGCAAGCCCGAAGAUCUGGACUAUUGCUACUACUUGCCCAUCUUCUUGGAUGGCUUGGCGGACAUUGACAGUGACACGCGUCUGCUGGCGGUUAAUGCAGCUGUCGAUCUGAUUAUGAGACAACCACACAAGGUGCUGCCAGUGCUGCCCAAGCUCAUAUUGCCGCUCAAACGUGCGUUCCAGACGCGAGAUAAACGCAUCAUCAUCACAGCUCUGCAGGUGCUGCAGCUUAUGGUGCGUUUGGGUCCAUGUGUGGGUCAGGCUCUGGUGCCAUUCUAUCGCCAACUCUUGGCCGUCUGCAAUCUGUAUAAGAACGUAAACGUGAAUCUUGGCGAGGGCAUCGAUCCAGAUCGUAAUAAGCGCAUUGGCGAUGUCAUUGAGGAUACGUUGAAGCUGCUCGAAUUCUGCGGCGGUCCCAAUGCCUUUAUCAAUAUCAAGUACAUGGUUCCCACCUAUGAGAGCAGCGUCUUUCCUCGCUGCCAAAUGCCAGACGGCACCAGCAACACCCAUUGACGUUCUUUUGAACUUUAUUCGCUUUUAUUUUUAAUUUUAGCUUGGCUACAGUAAUUUAAAAAUCAUAGUCAGUUAAGUUCAAAAUUUUAUGCAACCAAAUAAACA